AUGCGUGCGCUCCGGCAGAAAGCUGCCCUUGCCAGGCAGUAUGGUCUCUUCCGAGCAGCCUCUGCUUGGAAUGUGACCACCACUCUGCUGCUAGGCAUCUUCGUGGAUGAAUCCGCGAUGGUCAAUGGCGGUGAUGAAAGUUCGUACGACUUGCUGGAACCAGUGGCUAAAGCGGAUUUCUUUGUGAGCCAUUCGUGGUCAUGCCCUUCUUGGAUGAAAGUCCUGGCCUUUUGCCACUAUUUUAACUUGGAUUUGGCCAUACUGUCAUCCUUCCUUGCUUGCCUUCUAGCAGUGCUUCUCUUGCUUCUGCACGCUGGCAGCUUCAGUGGUAUUGCCCAGCAGUCCCAACAGGUCUUGUUCGGCUGCCUCAUCGGCUGGCCCACCAUCGCCUUCAUAGUGCCCUAUCUCUUCGGACACCUCACGGUGAUGAAAUCCUUCUGGUUUGAUCAAGUCUGCGUGGAUCAAGCACAAAAGGAGGUGAAAGCUCAAAUUCUUCAAACCAUUCCAGCCUUCAUCGCCAAGUCCAACGAAAUGCUCGUUUUGUGGGACAAGACAUACUUUGAGCGACUUUGGUGCAACUAUGAGAUAGCUGUGCGAGCUCGAACCUCGGCUUCAACGUCAGCGAUCCAAAUUGUGCCCAUGUGGAUGCCUUUGUGGACAUUAGUUUGGUUUAUUACGUCUUCUAUAGCAAGCUUAUUUGAGACUGGAGUUCAGUCUCCCAAAUUUGAUAGGGAGUCGCGGUUUUCCCUUUUUUUAUCAAUUUUCAAUUCCUGCCCGGUACCUCUAUAUGUCUACUUUGUCACGGCACUGCCUUUCGGCUACUUUUGCAUCCAGAAGAUUGGAAGCCACAAGAAGAUGCUGGAUCAGAUGCGGAACUUUGACCUGAGAGAUGCCAAAUGUGCCGUGGAGAGUGACCGACAAGUCAUCGAAGAACAGGUGUUACAGCUCUUUGACGAGGCGUUGCAGCAGCCCCGGUCUUUCUGCUGCACCACUCUCGAGUCAUCUCCCACUACGCUGUUGCUGGAGGAUUCGGACGAUGAUCCUGAUGAAACUGCUUCGAAGGCAAUCCAAGCCAUUCGGCAUGUGACGAGCUACCCUUCGCAAGAGGAAAUCAUCGAUCAGUUCAAUGACUAUGUCAGAGGCCCACUAUGUGACAGCGUGAUGAAAGUCAUGGGUCAAGAGGACUUCAUUUCUCUCAAGUUGUGCUUGGUGGUCGUCUUUCCUGUUUGGCUCAUGGGCCUUGCAUUCGUCCUUGGUUGUGAUGGACGCUCCGAUUGCGAAACAUCCGCCCAAUACGCGGGCUUCACCUCGGUAGAGCAGUACAUGCUGACGAAUGCAGCCGUGAACCUGUUCCUUCAGCCGUUCAUCAGCACGCUGGGCUUGGCGGCGAUGCUCAAGAUGAACCACCUCGGCAGCACCCUCAAGGGCUCCACGGGCUUCCAGAUGCUCGUGGGAUCGAUUUUAAGCGGCUCAGUGCUAAAGGCUGGAGAUCUUUUGGUCUUUGCUCAACAUGGCAUACUGGCCGUGGUGGUCACCCAAUUUUCACUUCUAUGGCUCGCAGGCCUCCUUGCAUGUCUAAUUCUGGAUGUUGGCUUGCUGUGGCUUUUAUUCUUUCGGAACCCCUUGCGGCCAACCAGUUUGCGCUCACUUGCUGCUGGCUAA
This is a messenger RNA of Durusdinium trenchii, 1662 nucleotides long. NCBI's taxonomy places the organism in Eukaryota, Dinophyceae, Suessiales, Symbiodiniaceae. The record is from the annotation of a GenBank genome assembly.